This is a messenger RNA of Lachancea thermotolerans CBS 6340, 1398 nucleotides long. RefSeq names its product Spo74p (gene SPO74). The transcript has a single exon. The record is from RefSeq and is a predicted model, not a curated record. The coding region runs from base 1 to 1398 and encodes 465 amino acids. Lineage: Eukaryota; Fungi; Ascomycota; Saccharomycetes; Saccharomycetales; Saccharomycetaceae.
AUGUCUGAAGGAGACUCUGAUUGCGACCUUAGCGAGUUAUCGCACGGCCUGACACAGCUUUCUCUCCGGCCAGCCAACAGAAGCGCUGCGUCCCCGGCACGCGGCGCGAGGGCGCCUGCGAAAAGCGCUUUGCCCAAAGCAGACUCCUCGUCGCGUGUGCAUCUGGCGUCUGUGAGAAACGAAAACUAUCACUUGAAAUUGGAACUCACGCAGAAAAGCCAGGAACUUGAAGCCCUGCGCCGCCAGAUGCAGAGUCUGGAAAAACGGAAACAGAUGCUCGGCUCCACAGACGGCCUUCUGAGCCUGAGAAACAUGAAAGUGCACACCUGGGAGCCUGCGGGCUCGCCCACACGUCCCCACCAAAGCACGCUUUCUGAAUGUGAAAUUGUGACGCAUUUCUCAGGAUCACCUUAUAAGGGCGAGCGCCUGGGUUCCCAGCAGGAUACCGCAUCGCGGGCCAGCACUAGCAAUUCGCGUGUGCGCCGCAACCACAAUUUUUUCCGAAACUUCGUUGUGCCGUUCCUGCAGAGAAACAUCGAUGCUUUUCGCCACAGCGACAUGUUCUGUGACGAAGCCGCGAACCUGGGGCAAAAGCUCGAGGAGUUCAAAAUACACGGGUCCAAAAACAAAGAGCUCAAGGUUCAACUGAUGAUGGAUAUCUUGGAUGGCCUGAACCAUCUGCAGCAACAAUGUGUCGCGGUACUCAAUCGUGAGCUGCAGGCGAAAAAGGUUUCCUCGCAACUCGAGUUUCUAUUUACGGUUUUCUUAGACCCCGAGCAGUAUGGUCUCGUGCGGCAGGCACACGUUGAAAAACUGCGGCAGGAGCUUUACGAUGUUAUGCUGCAGCUGUGGGACUACGAUGGAAGGCGGCCUUUAUCGCAAGAAGGGUCACCCUCUCGAAAACCAACUAUCAGCGGCUUACCCGCGAAGCAGAUGCCUCGCAGUGGGAAAAUUCCCAAAUUGCAACCACAAGGGUUCGGAAAAAUGGCUCGCACGCUCCGAAAAACACCUUGUGAUCUUCCAGUUGCUCCUAGCGGUGUUUUGGAAAACCCCCGCAGUACUGAAUUCUCCCCUUCGAAUAAACCCCGGGCGGCAAACCGCCUCGACCCUCUUAAUAAUGCGUAUGCCUCGGAGCGCUCUCGUCUUAAACAGAACCGCGACGCUCUGGAGUUCAUACCCAUUGGCUACAACGAAGUCAUGCUUUCAAAGAAGACCCCAGAUCGUAGACCAAAGUCCCGGUCAAAGCUUCAAGAAUCCAUACACAUGACACCGCUCACAAGGUGUGCCAACAACGAAGAAGAGAUGGAAACUGAUUCGCUACAAGUUUUUAUUACCGAGUUCUUCAAAGAUACACAGAGUCAAGACGACUCGACUACGACGGUGGCCAGCAAUUUUUAA